UCUGUGCAGCUGAUGCCCGAUGUGGGCUAGGGCUGUUUUGUUUUUUUUCCUUGAAUAUUUGAUUAAAUUUUAAUAUUUCUAUAAAAAUGGAUGUAGUAGGGCUACUUAAUAAUAUAAAUAAGAAAUCAGAUAUGUUUGCUGUAAAAACUUGGACGUCGGAGUGGUCAAAUAGUUUUCAAGAAAAUCAACUGCUCUGGUCGUUCUGUGGAUGUCUUUUAGUCUCACUAUUAGUUGUAUUCAUCUAUUAUUAUAGAAGAUGGAGAGCGAAAGAACUAUCCGAGGGCACAGGUGCCACGGCAGCUGGGGAACCAGCGAAAAGGUUUCGGAAACGAGACAAAAUGCUCUUUUACGGACGGCGUAUGUUGAGAAAGGUCAAGUCCAUCUCCAACUCAGGCCAGGGCCGGAAGAGGCGAGCUGUUAUGAGGUUCGCGAGGAAGUUACUGCAGCUGAAGAAGGAAAGCGCUCCGGAACAGUUGAAGGUCCUUGAACCACCAGCAGAAUACUUGGAAGAGGAUCUGACGAGCGACGAUCGGGUCCCACCAGACGCCUUGUACAUGCUUCACAGCAUCCGAGUUUUUGGUCAUUUUGAGAAGCCCGUGUUCUUAAUGCUGUGCAAACACACGGAGAUAUUGAAUCUGCCAGCCGGCUCGUUUUUGUUCAAAGUCGGUGAUACAGACGAAAACGUGUAUGUUGUACAAAAUGGGCGCGUGAAUGUAUAUAUAUCAAACCAGGAUGGGAGCAGUCUAUCAUUAAAAAUAGUACGAGCCGGUGAAAGUGUUACUUCGCUUUUGAGUUUCACUGAUGUGUUGACGGGUAAUUCGCAACCGUACAAAACCGUAAACGCCAAAGCACUGGAAGACUCUCAAGUGAUAAAAUUGCCCAUGCGCGCUUUCCAAGAGGUUUUCAAAGAGUAUCCAGAUAUAUUCGUCAGGGUUAUACAGAUAAUUAUGGUGCGACUGCAACGUGUGACCUUUACAGCUCUUCAUCAAUACCUCGGUCUUAGUGCGGAGUUGGUUAAUCCUGGUCGCGAAAAGCGUCGUCCAAAUACCACUACCGCGUCUCCAAUGAAGACGGUAAAGCCAGUGGACUGUAGUACAGCGACGCAUUCUCCCAGCCACAGCGAAAGACUCGUUACUGAACAUACACAAGAAGGCAGCAUGGCGACGUCAUCUCCCAUACACAUCCAGGGCCGAAGACCCAGGUCCGAUAUGCCUGAUGUCACCUCUAAUAUACCACAGCAAUCACAGCCAGAUGUCCAGCCCACGUCAUCAUUCCAAAGACCUAAAGAGGGAUCGUCGUUUAAGAAGCAUAACACUGAUAAUCUUGACGAACAGGCACUAAUACAAAUAGCAACUGAGGCCUUCAUAAAGGAGCUGGGCUUGGAGAACGAUCAGUUACUGACCGGGUGCGUACAAGUGAGGGAUCUUCCCGCUGGGACGUAUAUAAUGAAGGAGGAGAGUCAUAAGGAUGUUGCGUUAGUUUACCUACUGUCUGGUGCGUUAUUGGUAUCACAAAGGGUUGCUGAAGGAGAGGGAGAAGUCCAUAUGUUUACGGCAUAUCCAGGUGAAGUGGAGGGCGGUUUAGCCGUGCUGACGGGCGAGCCAAGUUUCUUUUCCAUCCGCGCGAAACAUUUUUCUCGUAUUGGGCUGUUGUCCAAAACCUCAGUGUAUAGCAUUAUGCGCGAGCGACCUUCCGUUGUUCUGCAUAUUGCCAAUACUGUUGUGAAGAGGCUCUCGCCGUUUGUACGACAGGUCGACUUCGCUUUGGAUUGGGUAUUUUUAGAGUCCGGCCGCGCAGUGUAUAGGCAAGAUGAAGAAUCCGGUUCGACGUUUAUAGUUUUGAGUGGUCGUCUCCGGUCUGUCAUCACCCAUCCGAAUGGAAAGAAAGAACUGGUUGGAGAAUACGGAAAAGGCGAUUUGGUUGGAAUCGUGGAAAUGGUAACGCAAACACGUCGUAGUACAACAGUUAUGGCGGUGAGAGAUUCCGAAUUGGCGAAGUUGCCGGAAGGGCUUUUUAAUGCGAUCAAGCUCCGGUUCCCGGUGGUCGUGACUAGGCUUAUUAACCUGCUUGGACAUAGGAUCUUGGGAUCUUGGCAGAAACCGACGGCGGGUCUUGGUGGCGCGGCGGCGAUCGAGUCCCGUCCCUCCCAGCACAACUUCUCAACCGUGGCCGUAGUUCCAGUUAGCGACGAUGUACCCUUAACGGCGUUCACUUACGAGCUCUACCACUCGCUUUGUGCUAUAGGUCCCACGGUUCGUUUGACCUCAGAUGUGAUAAGAAAACUCCUCGGCCUGACAAUAAUGGACCCCAAUAACGAAUAUAGGCUUAGCUCUUGGCUCGCACAACAAGAGGAUAAACAUAAGGUGGCAUUGUACCAAUGCGAUCCCAGCCUCACCCAGUGGACUCAGAGGUGCAUCCGUCAGGCCGACUGCAUUCUCAUCGUGGCCUUGGGAGACAAGCAACCGAGUAUCGGAAAGAUCGAAAAGGAAAUCGAGCGUCUAGCGAUCCGAACUCAGAAGGAGCUCGUCCUACUGCAUCGAGAGGGCGGGGCCAACCCCACGGGUACGGUCCAUUGGCUCAACAUGAGGACGUGGGUCAGUCAGCAUCAUCACGUCCGGUGCCCUCACAGGAUGUUCACGCGCAAGAGCCAGUAUAGAAUUAGUGAACUGUACAGCAAAGUGCUGAUGUCGGAAGCGAGCGUCCACUCCGACUUCAGCCGUCUGGCUCGUUGGCUCACGGGCACCUCCGUGGGACUGGUGCUGGGUGGGGGCGGAGCCCGAGGAGCCGCCCACGUCGGGAUGGUGAGGGCCAUACAGGAAGCCGGUAUCCCGAUAGACAUGGUGGGCGGAGUCAGUAUUGGUGCGUUCAUGGGCGCCCUCUGGUGCAUGGAGAGGAAUAUUACCACUGUUACGCAGAAAGCCAGGGAGUGGUCGCAGAAAAUGACCCAAUGGGGCAAACAGCUGCUCGACCUCACAUACCCUGCGACGUCAAUGUUCUCGGGGCGUCAGUUCAACACCACGAUAAAGGCCACCUUUGGCGAAGUACACAUCGAAGAUCUGUGGCUGCCCUAUUUCACAGUAACGACAGAUAUCAGUUCCAGUUGUAUGAGAGUGCACAGACACGGUUCUCUCUGGCGUUACAUUCGCGCUUCGAUGUCCCUCAGCGGCUACAUGCCCCCUCUCUGCGAUCCCGUAGACGGCCACCUCCUUUUGGACGGCGGCUAUGUCAACAACCUCCCAGGUAUUCUAUGGAGGUACUGCCGAGCAUCCAUGAGUAUCGCUGGCAUCUUCCCACCGAUUUGCGAUACCAUGGACGGACACCUGCUAUUAGAUGGAUGCUAUGUUAAUAAUGUACCAGCCGAUGUGAUGCGAUCGUUUGGGGCUAAGCACAUAUUGGCCAUCGAUGUAGGCUCCCAGGACGAUACUGACCUGACCAAUUAUGGAGAUGACUUGUCUGGCUGGUGGCUGCUGUGGAAAAGGUGGAAUCCCUUCACUAGUCCCGUGAAAGUGCCAAACCUUCCAGACAUACAAAGCAGAUUGGCUUACGUCUCGUGCAAUCGUCAAUUGGAAGAAGUGAAAAAGUCUGAUUACUGCGAGUACAUCCGCCCUCCGAUAGACCAAUACAAGACGUUGCAGUUCGGGUCUUUCGACGAGAUCCGCGAAGUCGGCUAUCGACACGGGACCGCGUACUUCGAGGGGCAGAGGAGGGGCGGAGGGGGAGGAGUCAGCGGAGCAGCGGCCGAACGACGCAAGCAUUUAGCCCAGCCCUCGCUUACUGACUACACGUUCACGGACCUUGCUCAAAUGGUCUGCUCGGUGAGAACGGCCCGCGACGGCGACAACGAUUCCUCUUCAUCGUCAGACUAUGAAGAGGAUCAGAGGCACUUUGAGGGUUACGCUUCGGAGCCCAGCGGUGGGAUAUUAGAGAUGUCGUCAAGCGUCGAAGGGGCGGCUUGGAUCAGCGACACGGAACUGGAAGGCCUACGAACGCGACGUGUGGGAGGCUCGUUGUCGUUGUCUGAGGACGAAAUUGAUUCCGAGGCCGAAAUGUAUGAUCCUUUGAAUAAAAGGGGCGGGGCCAGGUGAGACCCGACUAUGCACGAUCUGUGCAAGGCCCUUUUUAAGUACGUGAGCGAGAGGGAGGCAUGCGAGUGAAAGGGAUGGAUAUGUUGUGUCGGUGCAGCUUUGAACAAUUUUCUAGUGAUGAAUAGGUGAUAUUCAUAUCGUAGAUAGAUUUCACUGUUUUAACAUGGAUUUAUAAAAAAAUGUGAUUCUUAUAAUUGCCGUUUCCUUAAUACUAAAGGUAAUAAAUUCGGAAAACUGUAUAUAGAAUAAAUGUAAUAAAUAUUUACUUCCGUCAUAAUAUUUCUAUAGUUUCAAAUUGUAAAGGAAAUUGUAGGCUUUUUUAGAAAGCGUUCGCAAUGUAAUGAGGCAGUUAAUAUUAUGUAUUUAUUCAUAUAAAACAAAAUUAAAUUGUACUUAUAAUAAUUAAUUCCAAAGUGUACUGUGAUUUAAACGCUGUAAUUUUGCUUUUCAUUAUAAUUACGUAAAUGUACGUACGAGUACGUAAUUGGUACGAAUAACACUUUGAUGGCCGGACAAAUUAAAUGUUUGACUUUUUAAUACCUAUAGUAUUAAAAAGUCAAACAUUGAUCGAAGAUUACUGCGUCACCAUGGUUACCGUUUUUAACUAAACGUUAAUAAGUCCGAAGUUACGGCAAGUAAACGCAAAUUGGAAUCUAUUCGUAGCAAUUACGAUUUGUAAUAUAGAGACCCCGUAUGCUCAUUAAAAUAUAAUAAAAUAUUUGUGGGUGUAUAUAUUACAACUUUAUAGAAAGUCUAAGGGUACCCUCAAAAGUAAUGUUUUGUCCCGUUUCUUUACUUGCAAAUGAUAAAGACAAGACUAAUUCAUCGAUAACAAUAAAACUUGUUUUUUUAGCUAUUUUGUAUAUUGGAAUAGCCAAUGUUUAUUUUGAUGAUUUUUCCGUACUACGUUCCUAUUUUCCAUAGAUAUUGUAUGGAUUUUAAAUACAUAUAUGUUUCAAAAUAAUGAAAAUUGCAACACAAAAGGGUUGAAGAAAUAUAUUUUCAGUUUGAAAAUAUAUUUUUCUUCAUAUUUUCUCAGGUAAUGUUGACAAUUUUGAGUACUACCCUCAGUUUUGUUGUUUAUAAUAAAAUUACACGUAUUGUGCCCUAAAGAAUGCAGUCACAGUAUAACGAGCUAGAAUAUUCUAGACAUUGCUAGAAAAUUCAUAACUAUAUACUACUAGCUACUGUAUGAGUAUAUAUAUUUUAAAUUGUUUUGAAUUAUUUAUUGAAUGCUGUAAAACUCAAAAGUGUUAUGUAAAUAACGAAAUAAUUAUGUUAAAAGUUUAACAAAAAUCAAAAUUUUGUUUGGAAAAUGGCACGUACUUUGCAAGAUCUAAAAUUACGCACAUAUUAAGAGCGGGUUUAAGUGAACACGCUAACCAUUGUUUUAUAUGUGAAAUACAUAGUUACUAUGUAACACGGUUCCAACUUUCACGUUUUAAAACCGCCUCAAGUCCUGUAAAUAACUUAGUAUUGAAAUAACUAUAAAAUCUCUUCCUUAAACAGUAAUCUAGGCAUAUAUUCCGAAUCUAUCUACAAAUUUGAUGGAGUAAACGACUUAUCGUAAGAGUUUUCUAAUAGCGAGCGAUUUAUUAAGUCGUGUUCUGCCGCGGUAGGACAGUAAGAAAUCCUUCUCUGAUAUUUUAGAUGUCGAUCCCGCUCUUAGUAAAAAAGUACAAAAAAACAUGUGUAUGUACUUAUGUACACGCGUUAGAAGUUAUACUUCUGUCCUGUCUACUGUACGCCAAAGAACAAGAUAAAAAUCUUUUUAAUUUUUUUAUCUUUUGCCUUAUUCUACGUUUGUAGAAAAAACGACACUAACAAUAGACGAAAGAUAUUUAAUACAUUGAAAGUUUUAUUAUAGCGCGUUAUUAAAAAAAAAUAUUUUAAAAUAUAGUCAAUAUUGCUAACUGCAGGGUGUCGGUUUUUUGUGACGAUGUGCGCGUGCAUCGUCUUUCUCAUAAUUUUUCCCUAACGCUCCAAAAGAAGUAUAACUUCAAAAAUGCUUCUAUAAAACCAAUCGUAAGCUACAAAAUCAACUUUUACACAUUCAUCCAAGGUAGAUAAAAAAAAAUUAAAUUAAAUAAACUUGUACGUAGUUUGUUUGAAUAUAAUAUUCUCUAGCCUAGCCAUUAGCGGAAUACGGAGUAGAUAACUUUUGCCAAAAAGGCAUUUUACCAAAUUUUGUGCUGCAACAAGGGUCGCCUUGAAUCCAUUAUUUUAGCUCACAUAUGAAAAUGCGCCCGGUAAAGAUCAUUAUAAAUUGAUCCAUCGGUGUAAUUACCGUUUCAUCUGAGUCUUUUAAUUACAGCGUUGAAACUAUUUGAGAGAAAGAGACGAAAGAGUGCAAUUAGAAUGAUUCGUUUUUAGGUUUAGUCUUUAAAAUAAUUAGUGUUUGACUGAUUUUAGAUAUAAGGCCACUAAAGGCAAAAAAGGCAACCAAAUGUAACGCAGUGUGAUUUUAUUGUACUCUACCCAAUAAACGCUUCAAAAGUUA
Molecule: messenger RNA, 6585 nt
Organism: Pieris brassicae (large cabbage white)
Lineage: Eukaryota; Metazoa; Arthropoda; Insecta; Lepidoptera; Pieridae
Gene: sws
Product: neuropathy target esterase sws
Exons: 30
Coding region: 87-4085 (1332 amino acids)
Biological process (GO): phosphatidylcholine metabolic process
Cellular component (GO): endoplasmic reticulum
Molecular function (GO): phosphatidylcholine lysophospholipase A1 activity
Source: RefSeq, a predicted model, not a curated record